Messenger RNA from Vollenhovia emeryi, 7950 nucleotides. RefSeq names its product attractin-like protein 1 (gene dsd). Lineage: Eukaryota; Metazoa; Arthropoda; Insecta; Hymenoptera; Formicidae. The record is from RefSeq and is a predicted model, not a curated record. The transcript has 12 exons. Gene Ontology annotation, cellular component: Golgi apparatus. Gene Ontology annotation, molecular function: protein binding. Bases 169 to 4176 code for a protein of 1335 amino acids.
GAGAGAGAGAGAGAGAAGACGGUGGACGAGCGCGCGAGCUGGUUGCGGUCCGCGCUCCGCUGUGCCGUGUCGCGGGUUCUCUUCCUCGUCGCCGUCGUCAUCCCGUAUGCGCGUCCCUCGUCGGCGCGUCGCCGUCGGCCAUUGUCCCUGACAUGGAAGCCUACCAAAAUGGCAGAGAUCGUGCAGAUGUUUUUGUUUCUGUAUAAGUCCAAGUACCGUCGGAAACGCCGUCGCGACGCCAACGACGGCGACGGUGACAGCGACGGCGGCGACGGCGGCGACGACGCCGCCGCCACCGCCGCCGCCGUCGUCGUCGCCGCGUGGCGCGAUCGCGAUCGGCGGUGGCGGUGUCGGUGCGGCCAUGGUAGCGGCAACGCGACCGCGACGGUGCCGUGGGCGCCGUUCCUACUGUGGGCGGCGCUCGUCUGCUGGGUGGUCCACGUAAGCGCCGCCACCUCCGCCUCCUCGUCGUCGCCGACGCUGGACGCGGCCUGCGACCCCGACACCUGCGUCAACGGCGACUGUGUCAACGGCACCUGCGUGUGCCGCGAGGGCUGGCAGGGCGCGCACUGCCAAUUCUGCGGCGGAAAAGUCAGAUUAUCAGACAGGAUCGGGAGCAUCCACGACGGCUUCGGCAACUACACGGCGGACGUGAGGUGCUCCUGGCUGAUCGAGAGCAGCCCGAACACGAAGAUACGGAUGCACGUGGAGCAAUUCGCGACGGAAUGCGGCUGGGACCAUCUGUACAUCUACGACGGCGAUAGCGUCGAGGCGCCGCUGCUGGCCGUCUUCUCCGGCCUGAUGCACAAGGACAGCUAUCACAUACGCCGCGUGCCGGAAGUAAUAGCGCGAUCCGGCAGCGCGCUGCUGCACUUUUAUUCCGAUGUCGCGUACAACAUGAGCGGCUUCAACAUUACGUACAAGAUCAACGCCUGUCCGAGCAGGUAUUCCCAUAUCGACUGCUCCGGUCACGGGGUGUGUAUCGAAGGCACGUGUACCUGCGACGCCACGUGGACCGGCGAGGCCUGCGACGCACAGGUGUGCCCGAACAAUUGCUCGUAUCAGCAUCAGCAGGGCGAGUGCGAUCGCGAGAGUCAUCACUGCCGCUGUCUUCACGGCUUUAAAGGUGCGGACUGCAGCCAAAGAGGCGAGCAUGGAUUUUGGGAGAGCGUCACGUACAAGGAUCUACCGCCGGAAGGCUCGGCCAGUCACUGCGCCAUCGUUUGGAAGGAUUCGCUGUACGUGGUCGGCGGCGAGAGCUUCCAUCGUGCCAAGAUGAUAUACGUGUACGAUUAUAACGGCAAUGUUUGGGAGACACCUCACGUCGAAGGCCGGGUGCCGUUACCGCGGUACGCGCACUCGUGCGUGCUGUUCGGCGACAAGAUAUUCCUGUACGGUGGCGUCGUGCAGAACUCCACCGUGAUCAACGAGAUCUGGGCGUUCGACGUGUCCGCCAAGGUCUGGGAGAACGUCACUGUGCACGACGAUUGCCACAACACGACGAUAUGUGGCCCACUGAAGGUAGCGGGACAUACCGCGACUCGGGUGCAGAUUAAAGGCAAGGAGAAGAUGAUUGUGAUAUUCGGCUAUUCGCCGCAAUAUGGUUACUUAAACACCGUCCAGGAGUACUCUUUGGGUACGCGCGAGUGGCAGAUCGUCAAGACGAAGGGCUUUCCAGUGAAGGGCGGUUACGGGCACAGUUCCGCCUACGAUCCCCUCAUGAAAUUCAUUUAUGUGUACGGUGGUUACGUGUCGGAGUCGCAAAGCACGCACGUUCUGACUAGUCGGCUGUACUCGUACCAUCCCGAGAGCCACGAGUGGCGGCUGCUCACGUCGGCGCCGUCGGCGCGCUUCUUUCACACAGCCACUUUUGUCGCGGGUGGACUAAUGUUGGUGUUCGGCGGUAAUAUGCACAACGAUACGCAGCAUUCGCACGGCGCGCGAUGCUACUCGGCCGAUACGCUCGGCUACGAUGUCCUGUGCGACACGUGGCAUCAGUACACCAUGCCCAGGGAUAUGAGCGAUCUUCCGCGAUACGGUCACAGCGCGACCGUCUUCGAGAAGUCGAUGUAUAUCUACGGCGGCUUCGACGGUGAAAUGCUCUCCGACAUGCUGAGGUACACCCCCGGCAAUUGCGAGUAUUUCACGACUCAGAAUCAGUGCCUGAAUGCCAGGAUAGGCGUCAAGUGUUUGUGGAAUAAGGUGGAAGGUCGAUGUAUACACGUCAUGAAGAUACAGUCGAAUGAAAGAUACAUGCUACUCCACCACAAGGAUUACGACGAACUGUAUAUGAAGUGUUUGGGCGUCGGGCCGCCACGCGGCAUGACGUCGCACGGAGAACUCUGUAAGCUCUUCACUGAUUGCGUCGCGUGCGUACAGAACUCGUACAAUUGCGUGUGGUGCGGCAAGAGUUGCUUGCACGAGAUGUGCCGGGACAAUGUGAAUUCGCCGAAUUCGAUCGUCAUCACGGAGCUGGACCAGUGCAACGCCAACACCGGCAUCGAAUGUUUGCAAAUGCAUACGUGCCAUGCUUGCUCCAGCAAUCCGCACUGCAUUUGGUCGUGGUCCAACGGACCCGACCGUUGCAAACCGCAGUCGAAAACUCGGGAGAUGAGUAUUAACGGCGUAUUAAACGGCACGGUGCUCUCGCCGCAACGUUUGACGAUGGACACGUGCCGUAGUCCAUGCGUGGAGUACACGUCGUGUCGGAACUGCACGGAGUCCGACUGUAUCUGGUGUCAGAACGAGGCCAAGUGCGUAGACAAGAACGCGUAUCCGGCCAGUUUUCCAUAUGGACAGUGUCGCGAGUGGACGACAAUAGAUGCUCGGUGCCGCGCCACCGAGACCGGCAGGGACUGGUGCAGCUUUUAUUCGUCGUGCGCCGCUUGCCGAUCGGAUCCCGGUUGCGGCUGGUGCGACGACGGAUCGGGCACGGGGAAAGGUUUGUGCAUGGCCGGUGGAGCUCGUGGCCCCAGCAGCAAAAGCUCAAACACGUGCUUGCUCGUCCAUUGGUACUUCACAAAGUGUCCAACUUGUCAAUGUAAUGGUCACAGUAAGUGUCUUCCAAAUAGUAGCGUAUGCAUCCAGCCAUGCGGAAACUUGACUUAUGGACCACACUGCGAUAAGUGUAUCCCCGGCUAUUACGGCAGUCCACUCAAUGGAGCCACGUGUCAGCCUUGCUCCUGCAACAACCAAGGCACUCAGUGCACGAGCGAGACGGGCAAAUGUUUUUGCACGACUAAAGGCAUUAUCGGAGAUCACUGCGAACGUUGUGACGUAUCUGGUCUCUAUCACGGAGAUCCUACGAAUAAAGGAUCCUGUUUUUAUGACUUGGCUAUUGAUUAUCAAUUUACGUUUAAUCUGAGCAAGAAAGAAGACCGUCAUUAUAGAGCGAUCAAUUUCAAGAAUUCACCACCGAAAGCUGACAUUGACGCCGAGUUCUCUAUCACAUGUUCUGUUCUUGCUAAAAUGAACGUGACUAUCAAGAAAGUAAAUAGUCCGGAAAAACCGUUGCUACUCGGCGCAAAUUGUACGACGAUCAUGUACAAGCACCGUUUCAGCAAGGCGGACUACAAUUUCGGUAGCGAAGAUAACAAUACUCUCACUACGUUCUACGUGUAUGUCUAUGAUUUUCAACCGCCGCUGUGGAUCCAGAUCUCGUUUUCUCAAUACUCCAAACUGAAUCUGCAGCAGUUUUUCAUUACAUUCUGCACGUGCUUCCUUGCGUUGUUACUGGUGGCUGCCAUUCUCUGGAAGAUCAAGCAAAAGUACGACAUGUAUCGACGAAGGCAGAGGCUCUUCUUGGAAAUGGAACAAAUGGCUAGUAGAGCGUUUAGUCAAGUUUUGGUGGAAAUUGAGAGACGUGACAUUGACAGUACAGAUCUAGAGCGCGGUGAUGCUGAUUGUACCAACUGUCGUAAAAAGAAGAAGGAUGCUCCUAGUCCAAUCGCACUGGAGCCUUGUUGUGGCAACAGAGCGGCAGUUCUAUCUCUGCUAGUCAGAUUGCCCACUGGUGGCGAGUUGUAUACGCCAGCCGGACAGAGCGCUGGUCUAGCGGUGGCAUCCGCUUUGGUGACGCUAGGCAGCCCGCGCAGACCGUCUCAGGAACUAACGGCAAAGGAGCCGAAGAAGACACGAAAGUCUGCGAGUCAACAUCCGGAUUCCACUUGCAUUUAGCGGUAAACCGGCGAGAUAUCGCGAUAGGAUGUGACUAAUGAUAAGGAUAAGCCUUAGAGUUGUUUCUGUGAUCUUGCUCGCGCUUGACACGGCAGGACAUUUGUCUCCGAACUCUGACGGAGUGAAGAAGUGCUAGCGAUGAUCGCGCUGAGAUGAAACGAGAAAUGUACAUGAAAAUUUUACUCGUUUAUACGACUGAUCGGUGAAUCGAACAAUUUGGUUAUUUUAUCCGAAGAGUCGGCUGAGCGUGUAAUAGACAUAGAUGUAUGCGCGACUUUCCUUAUCGAGUAGAAGGAAACGCCUUUGACCGAGGAGCGAAUGAACCGCUCCGACCAGUUACGUCCGUUAAUCAUGGUAAGUAAUGUUUUUUUAAGACUUGAGUUGCAUGAGACUCACAUGCACUGAAAGGGACGUGAUUGAUCACUCGGCUAAUAUUCGGAACGUAAUUGAGGUCCUUUUUAAGGAACUCUAUUAAUGAUGUACAGUGUUGUAUAGAUGGUUAAACGAACGUUCUUGUCAAAGAAGUUACGAUACGAUAUGUUGGUCGCGUGGAUAAACUGGCCUCGUACAGAUUUGAAAAGCUUUUGUUCGCUGCAUCUGUUUUAUUUAUCAAUUAGAAUAUAUUUUAUUAUCAUAAAUCUAAGAAAAAGAACUUACGUAAUCAUCUCUUAAAAAUUUAGAAGUUUAUGAAAUAAAAUACUUAAAUCUGAAGACAUUAUGUAUAGUCUUUGUCUUAAGUUCUUAUUAUUUUCUUGGUAUAGUUUCUACAGUGCAGUGGAUAAAGCUUUGUAAAUGCCAUAAGAGAGUUAUUACAAGAAUCCAUUAAUGUUACUAAAAUGAUUAAAUUCGAAGUACAACGCUUCGACAUAAGCUGUAAAUAGGCUGUAUUUUUUCGAAAAUAUUGAUCGUCAAUAGUGAAGAUAGAAAGGCGUAUGAGGGUGCACGAGAAGGCAGCGUGUACGUCAAAGAAUUCACUAUUUAUGCAUCCAUUUGUAGUGUGUAUAAAAUUCAUAUUCUAAAUCGAUCGAAGUGAGUAGAGAUAACAAUUGCAGACUUAGAGAAGGUACAAACCGCUCGGUCUUGUGUGCGUUUCACAUUAGGAUAUUGUGCCAAAUCCAGCAUUUCGUUUUUUUUUCGGCGUAUAUGCAGAACAUUUGCGGAUCGAAGCAAACUUCGGUCAGCUAGGAAUCAAGUCGCAAGAGCAGGUAUAUUUUCACGCUGUUCGUUACCUCUAUUCACUGUGAUUGCAAAUUAAUUCUUGUCACACGACCGAAAAUUUGCGGAAUUUAAGAUUGACACCAAUUAACGGCGUAAUUUAAUUACAAAGAUUUAACAAUUUGUCGUAUUCGAGGUUUUAGCAUAGCAAACGGAAAGAAUUCACACGUGGUCGUUGUAAUAAGAAACUCAUUCGAAAUCUCAUUUUUGUUUCACGGAGCAAGUAACAGUGCUAGUUGUCUCGCACUGUUGGUUGCAUGACUGUCUUUCUGAGCAUUUAACUAAUAUAUUUGUACGAGAUUCGCUUGUUUUUACCCUUCUCUCUUUUUUUUUAAAGAGUUUAUAAGCCUCUGCUUGUAUUACGUUAGUAUUCUUUCAUACUUGUGUGUUGCGGAGUUAAAUUAAAUUAGCAAUGAAUAUCGCAUACUUCCAUUUUUUUAUAGUACUUUACUUCUUACCGUUUUAAGUACGAGAGGAUAACUUGCAACGCGAAAACUUCACAAGUUUUGUAUACAUUAUUAGCGCAAGGUAACGAUAGUGCAUAAAGUUCCAGUGCAUUCUGAUUCAUGUGCGCGUAAAACGUGUUUAUAUUAACAAACCGGUCUUUUUCUUCUUAAAACUUUCAUGAUUAUACGAGAAUAGGGAGUCAUAAGAUCAUACACAAACAUGUACUAGAUAUGUCUUCUAUAAAUAUGUUAACUUGUGUUAUAAUAUGAUAACGAAGCUUCUUUUUUUUAUUGUGGUGUAAUGCACGUGUGUGUAUAUACAUACAGACAUACAUGGCGUAUAUACAUAUAUGUAUGGCUUUGUAUUUAUAUAAUUGGUGCAUAUUUGAGCAGGCGAAUUAUAAACGGACGGAUUUGUUAUUACUUGAACUAGCGCAAGUACAAUGCAUUUUAUUAUGACAUUUUAAUACUCAUAACUCAUUGUCUUUAUAUCGUUUAAAAUAUUGAUUUAUAUAAAGACAGUGGCCAGGAGAGACGAUAUAUAUAUACAUACAUAUAUAUAUAUUAUAAAUUAGAAUCGCUCCCUUUUAAGCGCAUUCUAUCUCAAAUAUAUUUUUCGUACCAAAGAAAGCUCUAUAGAUAUGAAUAAAAUCGUUAUUGCGCACGUAGAAGACUAGAUAGCACUCAACACAAUCAAUUAAUUAUUAUAUAACGAUUAGUAAUAAAGUUCUAAUUAUUGGCUGCGUUUUUAAGAAAUGAUUUUUCGUCGACGGUAAUAUAGAUCUGAUUAUUAUUUAUUGUCGAAUUUACUUUUUUUUUAUACAAACAGCUUUUCUACUCGAGUAGCGUGAGAAGUGAUCUCGUUUAAGAGAUAAUUAUGACUCUUCUCUUAUGAGCGCCAAAAAAGAGAUAAGCAUAUUUUAUUAAAAUAUAUUUUAUUAGAUAUAUAUUAUAUUGCGAAAUACUUUUUAUCGUAUAUAAUUUAUAUAAACUAAUGAGCGUGUCUGGUUCUUUCGUUGCCACGAUACCUGCAAUCACUUAUUUUUUACGGUUUUGAUAGUUAAAAUUCUGUCUGUAUCGAAAAUUUAUUAAGACCUACAGAGAGCCACCGCUCUUUCGUAUUCAAUGAUUUCGGCAACAAAAGGAUCGAGAAUGCAGCGCAAGAGUUCGAAAAUAUUGUUCGUCUAGGAUAAAUUUUUGCGUCGAUAAAAAAACAAAAUAGGAGUCUCUGUUGUUAGGAAUAUCGUUUGAAUUCGCGAUACUUUCAACGUGUAAAUAUCCGAUGCCUUCGGUGUUGAUUUUAAAUUAUCAGGACGACGGUCCACCGGCGCUCAUACAUAGGUAUAUAUACGUUUUUCUUUUUCCGUUCCUGGGUUGUACUUGAAAAUUUUACCAUCGAGGGGGAAGGACCGCUCUCGGAGAGUACAUAAAAUUUUCAAACGAUUCUCCAUCGAGACUCUAUCUGAAAAAUAAAACUCUCGAACGAACGAACGUUGAGAGUCGCUCUUUCAAUUCCACGCCAGCUGGAUAUUAUCACUGUCGAGAGUCGCCCUCGGAGGAUAAAGCUCUCAAGCGUACGACCCUGGCUUCGAAUUUUUGUCUGUCGCGUUUGUUGUACACCGUAACACUGCCAAUAUAAUAUUCCUCCUCCUUCAUUGAUCUACAAUAUGCUUCGUCUUCGACCCCGAGACGACGGUCGGUCUCUCCCCAUCCUCUCCCUCGCGCCGAUCGAUCUCUGCGACUGAUAACACGUGCGAACCAUCGAUAUUCCGCAUUCUCUUCUUAUCUCUCUCUUUCCAACGAAAAUCGCGCACCAUUGUUGUUCGCGAUCGCGACGGGACCAGCGUUGUUCAUCGCUCUUAAGAGACUCUCUCGGAAAGGCUCAAAUAAUCUAUAAAAAUAGAACAGCAUAAUACGAUGCACAUAUUCACUCGUCUAAUCUUUAUUUAUCUAACACGUUCAAGGAAAAAGCUUGAAGAACAUUAUAAGGAAUCUUCUAUCGUUUUUCUUCUUGCAAAAGAAUUUUCCAGAUUCAAUGGAAAAUGUAUUAGUAUAUACAAUUAAAUUGUGUGUACUAUUUAUAUACAUGACUUUAUAUAUAUUUAUAUUAUAU